Molecule: messenger RNA, 1575 nt
Organism: Aspergillus oryzae RIB40
Lineage: Eukaryota; Fungi; Ascomycota; Eurotiomycetes; Eurotiales; Aspergillaceae
Exons: 1
Coding region: 1-1575 (524 amino acids)
Source: RefSeq, a predicted model, not a curated record
AUGGUUGUCUUCUCCCGCACUCUAUUCUCUCUGGUCGCGAUUCUUGUUCCAAUAGCAUCCGCUUCCAGAUGCUCGCCAGCCUUUAUCGUGAAACCAAACUUGCCUGGUGCUACAAUCCUCGAUAUUCAAGCUCAGGAAAGGCAUAACUUUUCUGCUGUUAGUCUUGGGCCAGGAACAAACGAAGGCGGCCGAUAUACGAUCAGUUUCUGCAACAUCACCGUCACCCACACUCAUGCGGGCUGGAACGACACAAUCCAUACCCAGGUAUGGCUGCCGCUUGAGGAAUGGAAUGGCAGGUUUCAAGCAUUAGGAGGUGGGGGCUACGCUACAGGCUUUGGCGAGACCUACCUAACAUACGCUGUCGCAAGCGGAUUCGCAUCGGCUUCUACUUAUGGAGGCCUACCGGUGACAAAUGGGAAGGACAGUAUGCCCACAGACCUGUCGUGGGCGUUGAGCAGUGAGAACAAUGUGAACUGGUUCCUGUUAGAGGAUUACGCAUCGAAGGCAACAAGUGACAUGGCUGUGAUCGGGCAGCAAGUUACCCAGUCCUACUACAAAAAACCCGCAAACUAUUCAUAUUUUGCCGGAUGCUCUGGUGGUGGGCGGCAGGGGCUGCAGAUGGCACAGAAGUACCCGGACCUUUUCGAUGGGAUCUUAGCUGUUGCCCCGGCUCUCAACCUACAACGUUUCAUUCCUGCAGGCUUCUGGAGCUCACAAGUCAUGAACGAAAUCAAUGUUUACCCAUUGCCCUGUGAGGUCGAGGCUUUCACUAAAGCGGCCGUGGAAGCUUGCGAUCGACUGGAUGGAGUUGAAGACGGCAUCAUUAGCGACCCAGACCGCUGUCAUGUUCGGGCGUUCGACUUUGUGGGCAAGAGGUACACUUGCGACGGGAUUCAAAAGUCCCUCAGUGCUGACAGCGCGAAGAUUAUCCAAGCCGCUUGGUCUGGGUCACACUCUGUCUCUGAGAUUGACGGUUGGUAUGGGGUCAACAAGGACGCAGCUCUCGGCACUGCCUAUGUGUCUACCAAAUGCUCUGUGAAUAACACAUGUUACUCUUCUGGAAGUGACUUGUUCGGCAACUGGCUCAGAUAUCUUGUUGCAAAGGACCCCAACUUGUCAAUUAGUAACAUGACUCAGAAGGAGUUCUUCGACGCCCUGCGCUCUUCGAACCUUGAGUAUUCAGGGAUGCUCGGAACAAAUGACCCUGACCUGUCAAGGUUCAAGGCAAAUGGGGGCAAAGUGAUCGCCUGGCAGGGAAUGGCCGACGAGGUUAUCCCACCGCUUGGAACAAUUGCCUACUAUGAGGAAGUGCUGAAGCACGAUCCAAAAGCUCACGACUUUUACCGUUUCUUCGAAGCGCCCGGUGUCGGUCACUGUUAUGGUGGACUAGGGCCUGUUCCGAAUGAAGCGAUGUCCCAACUGCUUGAAUGGGUCGAGAACGGCCAUGCCCCUGCUGUUCUGCAUGCCACUAAAGGUAGCAAUAACACGGCGAGACACCUUUGUCCAUACCCUCUUCGGCAAAAAUACAUUGGAGGAGAUCCCAGAAACGCAACCUCCUUCACCUGCGCCAAAUAG